Molecule: messenger RNA, 686 nt
Organism: Spinacia oleracea (spinach)
Lineage: Eukaryota; Viridiplantae; Streptophyta; Magnoliopsida; Caryophyllales; Amaranthaceae
Product: signal peptidase complex subunit 1
Exons: 2
Coding region: 175-459 (94 amino acids)
Biological process (GO): protein targeting to ER
Cellular component (GO): membrane; signal peptidase complex
Source: RefSeq, a predicted model, not a curated record
UCCCUUUUAUAUGUCCGUAUCACAAAUUCAUACUCCGAAUACAAGUCAAACAAAGACCCUUGACAUCACAUCAUAUAAAAAUCAUCCCUUUUCCCCAUAAAUAAAUCUACUCACCGGAAAAUUCAUCGUCUCUUCCAUCGCCAUAUUCAAUCUCAGGGUUUUCGACUGCGAAAGAUGGAUUGGCAAGGGCAGAAAGUGGCGGAACAAUGGAUGCAAAUUUUUCUGCUAGUUUCAGCAGCUGUGGCAUUUGUGACAGGUUAUGUGAUUGGUUCAUUCCAGUUGAUGGUUCUGAUCUAUGCUGGCGGCGUCGUUUUGACUGCUCUGAUCAUCAUCCCAAAUUGGCCAUGGUACAAUCGUCAUCCUCUCAAUUGGCUUGAUUCUAGUGAAGCUGAUAAACACCCUAAACCUCAACCUGUUGUUAAUUCUGGAAAUAAGAAGAAAAACAACAAGCAAAAGUAGAGAAAUUUGAGGGAGGGAGGAAUACCAAAUUUAGGUCAAAAUUAUGCUGAAUUGUCGUUUUAUGAUGAUGUUGUUGAGCUUACGCUGUUUAUUAUUGGAAAUUUUAGUGAAGUUUUAGACGUUUGUUCACGGCAACAUUUGGUUACAUCAUUAUAAUUGAGUUAAAAUUGAACUUCUCGUUUUUUUUAAACAUGGAGUUUAAUGUGAUGAUAAUGCUUUAGACUUGA